Molecule: messenger RNA, 2127 nt
Organism: Aspergillus pseudotamarii
Lineage: Eukaryota; Fungi; Ascomycota; Eurotiomycetes; Eurotiales; Aspergillaceae
Product: DUF2264 domain-containing protein
Exons: 2
Coding region: 1-2127 (708 amino acids)
Source: RefSeq, a predicted model, not a curated record
AUGCCCGCACUCCCAGGCUUCACGGACAAUCCAUUCCAGACCCGCUCUGACCUCGUACGGGCUAGCGUCGCUUUGCUAAAUCCGCUCAAACAGUACCAGUCUCCCCAAAAGGCCUUUAUCAAACUGUCCACAGACACUGCAGCAGGGUUUGAUGAGCUCUCCGCCCAACUAGAGGGCUUUGCACGGCCAUUGUGGGCCAUCGCAAGCCUUCUGGCUCCUGGAACUAGUACAGAUAGCCUUGGCCUUGAUGUGGACUCAUGGGCCUGUGGCUUACGGGCCGGUACAAACCCGGCAUCGUCGGAGUAUUGGGGUGAUCUGGGCGACUUCGAUCAGCGCAUGGUGGAAAUGGAGAGCAUCGCAUAUGCGCUGCUGAUGGCCCCUACAGCAUUCCUGUCUGGGAUGGACGCGGUGGCCCAGGAGCACCUAGAGACGUGGCUGCGCCAAAUCAAUGGACGGCAAAUGCCCCAGAACAACUGGCGCUGGUUUCGCGUGCUGGUCAAUCUGGCGCUGGGAUCCCAGGAAGAGGUUGUGGUGGCCCAGGAUUUGAAGAUGCUGGACUCAUUCGAUCUUGGUGAGGGGUGGAGUAGCGACGGGCUCUGGGGAAACGAGAGGAAACAGGCCGAUUAUUAUUCGGGAAGCUUCGCAAUCCAGUUUGCACGGAUGCUAUAUGUGAGGUUCAUGGAGGAUAGGGGCUUAGCUGCCGAGGAUCAGAGCAGGGUUGAGAAGUAUAAGCUGGAGGCGCGACAGUUUGCGUCGGGGUUUUGGAGAUAUUUUGAUGUGGAUGGAAGUGCCAUUCCGUUUGGCAGGAGCCUGACGUACCGGUUCGCGUCCGCGGCAUUCUGGUCCGCAGUCGCCAUAGCGGGUGUACAGCUCGAUGAACCGCUCAACAAGGUCGGCGUGAUCAAAGGUCUCCUCCUCCGCCAUCUCCGCUGGUGGGGAAAGCAGCCUGGCAUGUUUAACCCUGACGGGACCAUCAAUAUCGGGUAUGCCUAUCCAAACAUGUUCCUCAGCGAGAACUACAACUCCCCGCAGUCCGCAUACUGGUGUCUAAAAUCGUUCACCAUUCUUUGUCUACCUGAGAGCCACCCCUUCUGGAUAGCCAAAGAAUUACCGCACCCACUCGCAGCCCCGAUCUUGCUUACGCAGCCGCUCCUCGAUGAAGUCAAACUCCUCUGGCCGCCCCGACAUAUCCUUUGCGGCGGACGCAGCCACCACUUUCUGCUCUCGUCCGGCCAAGGGACCACCAAGCCCCACCCUGCCAGAGAGGCAAAAUACGGCAAGAUGGCCUACUCGUCCUUCUUUGGGUUCAGCGUCCCUAGUGGCGCACUGCUCGAGCAGAUGGCCCCGGACAGCACGCUGACUGUCAGCCUCGAUGACGGCGAGGCAUGGAUUGUACGCGCAGAUCCAUUCAAUGUACGAAGUCGGCAGAUCCCGAUCCUCACUUCCAACGCAGAUGCUGGCAUGGAGACUGGAGCGAGAACUGUGCCGGCUCUUGUUAGUACCUGGAGACCCAAGAAAGCAAUUGAAUUCGAGGUCCGAACUACCCUCAUUCCCGCCUUGGAGCUGUGGCCAGGAUGGCACUUCCGUAUACACAAGGUGAGGUGGUCCCCGGCGGCCAUCGAACCUGGCCCAAUCAGAGUCGUUGACGCAGGCUUUGCGGCUUCUGGUCUAGCAAGAACAGGCCGGUUGUGUACAGAGAGCGAAUUGAGGAUGCUGUUGGAUCAGGAUGCCGCCGUAGUAGAAGCAUGGGGGAAAGACGAACAUAGUUGUUUGAUCCUCUCGGAUGGUAGCGCGAGUGGCGUGGUUGAUUUACAACCGGAUUUGACGCUUGCGCCGUGUUUAGGAGAUGGCAGGCUUGAGAGCAAAAGCCCAUUGAUGCUGCGAGCUGAUGCAAAUACUAAUUUAAUCAUGCAAAGGACUUUGAUACCCGCGGUUCAGCACAUGCUUGUCGCGGACUCUGAGCGCAAAUCUGCGGCUGAGAUGUGGUUAGCGACGGGAAUAUUCGCAGUUUCAAAGACGUCUGGUAUUGACGUUACGGAGGUGCGGAGAUUAUGGUUCAAAAGACCCAAAGUACAGGUGACAGCAAAGCCAGGGGACGAAGAUGAGAUCCGAAUCAUGCUACACUGA